AUGCACAGCUUGAAGAAAAUCUGUCUCCUUCAGUUUCUUCUCCUCUUUCUGAACAUUCUCUUUCCAAAAUCAAUAUCUCAAGAAACCACAGAGAGGUAUAUUGAUAGUAUAAGGAACAUACACUCAUGCUCAGAACAAAAUUCCUCAAUUUGUUAUGAUAAUAUUCCAUUUCAUGUGCCGAAUCCUUGCGACGAGUGUAAGAAGCCUGAUGGACAUUGUGGAGCUGGGUUAAGAUGCAUUUGCCAUCCAAAAGAGUGCAAGGUUAAGGUGAUUUCAGUUGGUGCAGUUCUGAAGCCCUGCUGUCACAUAGUUUUUUCUCCACUUAUUUUCCUCAUUUUGAAGGACUAUAUGCUGGCCUUUUGA
Messenger RNA from Fraxinus pennsylvanica, 363 nucleotides. NCBI's taxonomy places the organism in Eukaryota, Viridiplantae, Streptophyta, Magnoliopsida, Lamiales, Oleaceae. The record is from the annotation of a GenBank genome assembly.